AUGAAGCUCGCCAAAGCCUUGCUCAAAUUUGGGUGCCCCACUCACGCCGCUAUGGCUCUUCUUCACGAUGCCGCCAAUAUUCUCAAAGUCCAAGUAUCUUUCGUUACGCUUCCCAACACGAUCAUCGCAUCCUUCGGUAAUUGCGAAGAGAUGACUUCCGAGAUCGAGAUGCUCAGUGGAGGUGGCGGCCUUGACCUCGGCCGCCUGCCAAUGGUCCGCGUUGUCUAUUACAAUGUCGUUCACGACAUCAUCAGCGCGAAGGACGCUAUUGACUGUCUCGACCAACUCAUGGACGGCAAACCUAUCCACGGCAAGCUCACGAAGUGCUUCUUCGCCUUCAUGCUCUCCGCCCUCAUCUGCGUGAUGUCUUUCGGAGGGUCGUUUGUCGAUAUGUGGAUCGCGGGCCUCGGAUCAGCUACAUUCUCAGCCGUCCGCUUGUUUGUGAUACCCAAGGUCCACAUGGGCUACGCUAGCGCGUACGAAAUCUCGAUGACUAUCGCUAUUUCCUUCGUUUCCCGAGGUUUGAGCAGCAUCAGAAGCGAGGUGUUCUGUUACAAUGCGAUCUCGUCCGCCGGCAUCGUCUCCAUCCUCCCCGGUUUCUUAAUUCUGACCAGUUCGCUCGAGCUAGCCUCGAAGAACAUUCUCUGUGGUGCCGCCAAGAUGAUUUACGUCCUCGUCUUCGUCCUCUUCAUCACAUUCGGCCUUCAACUCGGAUCCGAUCUCUAUCUCCUUCUGGACCGCGGGGCCCGUCACAAAUUCGCUGAAGUCGCUGCUACCUACCUGAACCCUGUCCUCUACGUCGGGUCCUUCGUUUCGGAUUCAAUGAAGCUCGACGGCACCCCGAUCUACGUCGGCACCUUCCAAUUUCAGUCUCCUGCCAUCCAACCGAAGGACAUGCUUGUCGGCUGCCAUCGACCGGCGGACUUCCCUUGGUACAAGCAACCUUUCGCAUGGUGGUCUCUAUUCUUCCUCGUCCCACUGUAUACUCUCCUGAGCUCCAUGGCGAACAUGCAACCGGUCUUCAAGAGGACUCGCCAACAAAAGCGAUACGCGGGCGCGGACGGCAAGUGGCAGACCACGACUGUCGAGCGUUGGACGUUGAGCGCCGACUUGGUGGUUAUGGUGAUGAUUGCGAUCUUGUCGUACACCUGUAACAAGAUCGCGAAGAUGUACAUCUUCAACCAGUCGGAUGUCGUUGCUGCUAUCGGGGCCUUCACGGUGGGCGUGAUGGGGAACACGUAUCAGCGCUUGGCUGGCGGGACGGCGUUCACGUAUAUGGUCACUGGGGUCUGUUUCUUGGUUCCUUCGAGUUUCUCUCAGACUGGAGAUAACUUCUCCGGGGAUAUCAUUGAUAUUGGAACGGCCAUGAUCAGGAUUAGUGUUGGUAUUUCGGUUGGGCUGUUGAUGGCGCGGUUCAUUGUGUGCACGUUUGGGAAGCAGAUGCGGAGUGGUAGUCUCACUUUUUGA
Messenger RNA from Stereum hirsutum FP-91666 SS1, 1467 nucleotides. RefSeq lists its product as uncharacterized. Lineage: Eukaryota; Fungi; Basidiomycota; Agaricomycetes; Russulales; Stereaceae. Bases 1 to 1467 code for a protein of 488 amino acids. The record is from RefSeq and is a predicted model, not a curated record. Gene Ontology annotation, biological process: transmembrane transport. The transcript is spliced from 4 exons. Gene Ontology annotation, molecular function: transmembrane transporter activity.